Sardina pilchardus (European sardine) is the source of this 1618-nucleotide messenger RNA. RefSeq names its product C3a anaphylatoxin chemotactic receptor-like. The record is from RefSeq and is a predicted model, not a curated record. Gene Ontology annotation, cellular component: plasma membrane. Gene Ontology annotation, biological process: phospholipase C-activating G protein-coupled receptor signaling pathway; inflammatory response; positive regulation of cytosolic calcium ion concentration. Bases 26 to 1216 code for a protein of 396 amino acids. NCBI's taxonomy places the organism in Eukaryota, Metazoa, Chordata, Actinopteri, Clupeiformes, Clupeidae. Gene Ontology annotation, molecular function: G protein-coupled receptor activity; complement receptor activity. The transcript is spliced from 3 exons.
GAGUGAGUUUUCUCUCUUCUGUUUCAUGCAUGGGACACAUGAGGAAAGCAAGGUAAAUCUCAAGAGACAUUUCUCUGUUACUCCUAUUGCACGGUGUUGGAUACACUGGAUGACCUUCAGGCAAAUCUUCACUAUGGAUAACUCCUCAAGUAAUGGAACAACAUCAAACAAGGAUCCCGUAUCUCUCACCUCCAUACAGAUAUUUUGUAUGGUCACAUUCAGUAUCAUUUUUGUGCUGGGUGUUAUUGGUAAUAGCCUCGUCAUUUACGUGACAGGGUUCAAGAUGAAGACGACCGUCAACUCUGUUUGGUUCCUGAAUCUGGCAUUGGCGGAUUUUCUUUUCACACUCUUCCUCGUUUUCAGCACCAUCAGUCUUUCUCUCAAUCAUAAAUGGCCUUUUGGAGAAUUCAUGUGCAAGUUCAACAGUCUUAUUCAAAUUAUCAACAUGUUUGCAAGUGUGUUUCUACUGACAGCCAUCAGUUUGGACCGCUGUUUGACUGUAUGGGUGGUGGUCUGGGCUCACAACAAACGUACUCCAAACAAAGCCAGGCUCAUCUGUGUGUUUAUCUGGCUCCUCGCCCUGGCAUGUAGCAUUCCCUUCAUAAUCUCUCGUAGAGUAGCUGAUAACAGGUGUAUAAAGACUGAAGCCAGACUCACAACCAAACGGCUUGCAGUGUUCCGAUUUGUGGUUGGAUUUCUGAUCCCGUUCCUCAUAAUCACAUGCUGUUACGUGGCCAUCGGUGUCCGCGCCAGACGAUCCAGCAGGAGGAAGAAGAUGAGGCCUUUCCUCGUCAUCCUUGCAGUCAUCUUGGUCUUCUUCAUCUGCUGGCUACCCAUUCAAAUCAUCGACCUAAUUUUGACACAGCAGCUAUACAUUCACAGCAUCGACCCAACGCUUUUCAACAGUGAUGUGUUCAACAUGGCACGAACGAUCGCUCCAGUGGCAGCCAGCUUGGCCUUCCUGAACAGCUGCAUGAACCCUUUUCUGUACAUGUUCAUGUGUGAGGAAUUUCAGCAGAAGCUGAAGCGCUCAGUGUUUGUGGUGCUGGAGCACGCCUUUGCUGAGGAACAUCUGGUCUACUUCACCUCCCAGUUCUCGGUCACGUCACGCCAAUCGGUGUCUUCCGGCUCCACCCACAGAAAAGCAACACUGACCUCCCUGGUAGCGUUUGAGAAGUCACCAGACAUAGACGAAAGAGCAGAUGCUAUUGUGUAAAAAUCCACUGCUGGGUAGAGAGGGCUGACUUAAAAAGUUUCAUCCAUGCUGGGUCUAGCACUCUCGAAUGAUAUUUUUUUCUUGCUUAUUUGAUUUGAUUUGAAGCUAUACUCUCGGAAAUGCUUUUUUUUUAAUAUGCUGUGUCAUUUGGUGUUUAUUGUAUUUUACAAGACAUAAAGAUGUUUAUAAGACAUUAAGGCUGAAAAUAAAAAGUCUCUUCUUGUAAACAUUGCAGAAGUGUUGUGUCCUUCACAAUAGAAUCCAAAGUUUUCUGACUGUAUAAUAUGUGUGUGUGCAGUAUGUUACAGUGCUAGUGAAAUAAUGUGUCUGUGUCCCAUGUACUGUAUGUGUGCUUGAUAGACCUUUGUAUACAGACUGAUUCAUUUCCCACACAAUAAAGAC